Molecule: messenger RNA, 2705 nt
Organism: Megachile rotundata (alfalfa leafcutting bee)
Lineage: Eukaryota; Metazoa; Arthropoda; Insecta; Hymenoptera; Megachilidae
Gene: Xpd
Product: general transcription and DNA repair factor IIH helicase subunit XPD
Biological process (GO): nucleotide-excision repair; positive regulation of mitotic recombination; transcription by RNA polymerase II
Cellular component (GO): nucleus
Molecular function (GO): hydrolase activity, acting on acid anhydrides, in phosphorus-containing anhydrides; damaged DNA binding; ATP binding
Source: RefSeq, a predicted model, not a curated record
UCAGAAGUAUCCUGGAGUUUUAUGAUAAUACCUAGUGGUGGGGGACCUGUUGAAGUUAGCCAUAAUGUGCAAUUGUGUGUGGUUUGUGCGUGAUUGUUGGAGCGCGUAAGGUGACGCAAACUGUUGCGCUCACUUUGACGCGUUAUGAUUCACUGUAAUAACGUUGUAUCACGUUGUAAUAUUUAUGUAACUUUAUACGUCUAAAUAAAUGAAAUUAUUAAGUAUAAGUUUACUUUUUAUACGAUAGAUAAUAUUGAAAUAUGAUAAUCAGCGUUGACGGUUUACUUGUUUAUUUCCCAUAUGAUUAUAUUUAUCCAGAGCAAUAUGCGUACAUGCUUGAGCUCAAGCGUGCCUUGGAUGCAAAAGGACACUGUUUAUUGGAAAUGCCCUCAGGCACUGGCAAAACAAUAACUCUUUUAUCGUUAAUUGUAGCUUAUAUGCUAGAAAAUCCAUUAGAUAUAACAAAGUUAAUUUAUUGCUCUCGUACAGUACCAGAAAUAGAAAAAGUUAUAGAAGAAUUAAAAAAACUUAUGGACUAUUAUGAAAAGGAAACUGGAAGUAAACCAAAAAUUGUUGGGCUAGUGCUUAGUUCACGAAAGAAUAUGUGUAUUCAUCCUGAGGUGAGCAGAGAACGUGAAGGUAAAAUUGUUGAUGGACGUUGCCAUGCUUUAACAGCAUCGUAUGUUCGUGAAAGACAUAAUUACGAUGAAUCAACACCAAUUUGUAACUUUUAUGAAGGAUUUGACAUGGAAGGCAAAGAACAAUUGAUGCCACCUGGUAUAUAUUCUAUUGAUGACUUGAAAGACUAUGGGAGAGAUCGUAAUUGGUGUCCAUAUUUUCUUGCAAGGUUCACAAUUCUACAUGCUCAAAUUGUGGUAUACAGUUAUCAUUAUUUACUAGACCCUAAAAUUGCAGAAAGUGUAUCAAAAGAAUUAAGUAAAAGUUCUGUGGUAGUUUUUGAUGAAGCCCAUAAUAUAGAUAAUGUAUGUAUCGAUUCAAUGAGUGUAAAGAUAAACAGAAGGAUUUUAGAAAAGAGUUCUGCUAAUAUACAACUUCUUGAAAAGACAGUGGCAGAAAUGAGAGAAGAUGAUGUAAAUAAAUUAAAAGAGGAAUAUGAUAGAUUAGUAGAAGGAUUAAAAGAUGCACGCGUUGCAAGAGAAACUGAUAUUAUCUUAGCUAAUCCUGUUUUACCUGAUGAAGUUUUACAAGAGGUAAUCCCUGGUAAUAUAAGAAAUGCAGAACAUUUUAUCUGUUUCUUGAAACGAUUCGUAGAGUACUUGAAAACUCGUUUACGCGUACAACAUGUUGUUCAAGAAUCACCUGCUGCAUUUUUACGAGAUGUACAAGCAAAAGUUUCGAUAGAACGUAAACUACUAAGGUUUUGCGCUGAACGAUUGGGAUCUUUUUUACGUACCAUGGAAAUAACAGAUUUAACUGAUUUUUCACCAAUAAUUUUGGUGACUCAUCUUGCAACAUUAGUUUCUACCUAUACAAAAGGAUUUACCAUUAUAGUAGAACCAUUCGACGAUAAAUCGCCUACAGUUUUGAACCCCAUUCUUCAUUUUAGUUGUUUAGAUUCGUCAAUUGCAAUGAAACCUAUAUUUGAUAGGUUUCAAUCAGUAGUUAUUACUUCAGGGACAUUGUCUCCAUUAGAUAUGUAUCCAAAAAUUUUGAAUUUUCAUCCAGUUAUAAUGUCAUCAUUUACAAUGACAUUAGCUAGACCAUGUCUUUUGCCUAUGAUUGUAGCAAAAGGUAAUGAUCAAGUUACAAUUUCAUCAAAAUAUGAAACGAGAGAAGAUGUUGCUGUUAUAAGAAAUUACGGCCAGCUGUUAGUUGAAUUUGCGGCUACUGUUCCUGAUGGUUUAGUUUGCUUUUUCACCUCUUAUUUAUACAUGGAAUCUGUUGUAGCAGCAUGGUAUGAUCAAGGUGUAGUAGAUCAGCUUCAAAGGCAUAAGUUACUAUUUAUUGAAACUCAAGAUUCUGCAGAAACGAGUUUGGCUCUAAUUAACUACAUAAAGGCUUGUGAAAACGGAAGAGGUGCCGUACUUCUUUCCGUAGCUCGUGGAAAGGUAUCAGAAGGAGUUGAUUUUGAUCAUCAUUUAGGAAGAGCUGUUCUUAUGUUUGGAAUACCUUAUGUGUACACACAAUCACGUAUUUUAAAAGCGCGAUUAGAGUAUCUUCGUGAUCAAUUUCAAAUUAGGGAAAAUGAUUUUUUGACAUUCGACGCAAUGAGACAUGCAGCACAAUGUGUUGGGAGAGCAAUUAGAGGCAAAACUGAUUAUGGUAUAAUGGUGUUUGCAGAUAAGAGAUUUUCAAGAAUAGAUAAACGAAGUAAAUUACCAAAAUGGAUACAGGAACAUUUAACUGAUAAUUUAUGUAAUUUAUCAACCGAGGAAGCUGUACAGAUAAGUAAACGUUGGUUACGACAAAUGGCUCAACCGUUCACGCGUGAAAAUCAAUUAGGAUUGUCAUUAUUGACGCGAGAACAACUGGAGAAAGAAGAAUAUGGUAAAAUUGAACAAAAAGCACAACAAAAUUAAGUAUUUUAAUAUUAUAUUUAUAAGAAUUUGUUUGUGCCAUUCUUAAAUAUGAUGUGUAGAAACAUAAUUUGUACUUCACUUUAUAUUAUAGCGAGAAAAAAGGAAUAAUUAUAAAAUAUUGUAAAAAAAUAAUUUUUUAGAAAUGAGUUUUGUAAACUUUUUAAG